This is a messenger RNA of Coffea arabica (coffee), 1995 nucleotides long. NCBI's taxonomy places the organism in Eukaryota, Viridiplantae, Streptophyta, Magnoliopsida, Gentianales, Rubiaceae. The record is from RefSeq and is a predicted model, not a curated record.
AUGAAUCCAGGAAACAUGAUGACUAAUCCAAUUACACAAAGUACUCCUUUGGGUAAUAUACAAGAAGGACAAGAAGUUGUGGUUACUGACGAUAACAAUGAAGAAGGAGAAAAUGAUAAAUUAGGUGAAGAUGAUGAAUUCCAUAUUCCAAAACAGAAUAAAACUUCUGAAGCUUGGGAGGACUUCAACGAAUUUGAAGAAAAUGGCAAUUACUAUGCCAUUUGCCGUUACUGCAAUAAAAAGCUAUCGAGGGGUAAAUCAAAGCAAACAACUAGCUUAUGGCGGCACCGAAACUCAUGUCCAUCUAGAAAAACAAGUUUAAGACAAGCUGCACAACAAACGAAACUGAACUUUCAGCCGGCUGAUGAUGCAUUUCCUACUAUACCACCUUUGCAUACCGGAAAAUUUGACAUGGAGAAAAUGAGAGAAGCCGCUGCACAUUGGAUUGUGAUGCACGAACAUCCCUUCACCAUUCUUGAAGAUGAAGGUUUGAAUAUUUUCCUAAAGCGUGGCAUGCCCGAGUGGCAAAAGAUCACUAGAGGAGUAGCAAAAAAUGAUUGUGUGGCAGUCUAUGAACUUGAGAAAAAGAAGCUGAAGAAAAAGUUGAGAAAUGUGAAAAAGGUGAGCCUCACAACCGAUCUUUGGAAAUCCAAAAAUCAAAAGAUCGAAUAUAUGGUUAUUACUGGCCAUUGGAUUGACUCGGAUUGGAAGCUACAAAAGAGAGUGCUCAACUUUGUUCACAUACCACCUCCUAGACGAGGGGUUGAGAUUGCUGCUUCACUCUUCAAGUGUGUGAAGGAUUGGGGUAUUGAGCAAAAAAUACACACAAUUUCAGUUGACAAUGUUUCAGCCAAUGAUGUGGCUAUUAGAGUUUUGCGGGAUGAUUUUAGUAGAUUGAAGAAACUAUUAGGUGGGGGCAAGUUGUUUCAUGUUCGAUGCUGUGCGCAUAUCUUAAACCUUAUUGUUCAAGUCGGCCUUUCUGAGAUUGCGGACAUUGUAAACAAAAUUAGGGACAGCGUCGAUUUUGUCAAUCGCUCGGAGACCAGAUUAUUGUUGUUCACUGAGAUUGCACAACAACUUCAAAUACCCGGGAAGAAGUUGCUUUAUGAUUGUCGAACAAGAUGGAAUGCCACCUUCGAAAUGCUAAGCUGUGCUAUGAAGUUCAAAGAUGUUUUUCCUCAUUUUCAAGAUAGAGAUCCACUCUACGAUUCCUGUCCAGCUUAUGAGGAUUGGGAAAAAGCAGAAAAAGUGUGCUCUGUGUUAGAGAAAUUUUGGGCAGCCACGCAUGUGAUAUCCGGGAGUGAAUAUCCUACGAGCAAUUUGUUCCUUCAAGAGGUUGUGAAAAUUAAGAAAGUCUUAGAUUCUCGAGCAAAUGAUGAAAAUGACUUCAUCCGAGCUAUGAUUAGAAAGAUGAAGGCCAAGUUCGACAAAUAUUGGGGCGAAUGCAAUUUGUUAAUGGCUAUUGCUGCCAUUUUAGAUCCAAGGCAGAAAAUGAGAGUUGUUGAGUUUGCCUUCCCUCAAAUGUUUCCAUCUUUUGAGGCACAAGAACAUAUUUUUAGCGUGAAGAAAGCUUUAUUUGAGCUUUAUGAUGAGUAUGCAGAUUUGAAUGCAACUGGAAAUGAAAAUGCAGUCCACUCAUGUGCUUCAGAAGGGCCACAAAAAAAUGCAACAUCUUCUUCUAGGUGGGUUGACUUUGAUGAGUACUGUGACGAAAUGGAGACUACUGAGCCACAAAAAUCUCAAUUGGUGGAUUAUUUAGAAAAGGCUCGCCUAAAGACUGGUUCCGACCCAAAUGCCUAUGAUUGUUUGGAGUGGUGGAAAAGCAAUAGGGUUGCGUAUCCAAUAUUGUCCGAAAUGGUGGCUGACAUCUUGGCUAUUCCUGUAACUACAGUGGCAUCUGAGGCCACAUUUAGUGCCGGAAAUCGAGUUAUUGAUAGCUAUCGUGCUUCCUUUCAUCCAGAUACGGUUCAAGUGUUGUUGUGUGCAGGGGACUAG